UUUCAGAAGCGACGAGACCACCGUGUUAGUUUAGCCAAAGGUGGAAUGGCUCACCUUAAUAUGUUCAAUCACCUCAUUCCAUUAGAAAUGGAUAUGGAUGGAGCAGACGAAGAAAAACGACAACGAGUUUUUUCAUCUUUUUACCACUUUGGUGCUAGGCUUUACGAUUGCCUUCACACAAUUGCCAUCGAAAUCGAAGACGAUGACUGUGAGCAUUUUCCGACAAAAGCCAUCUCAACUGUUCUCAAAAUUCUCAAUUUUGAGCAUUUCCUCUCAUCGGACAAGUGUCGAUUUCCCCCGGUCUCCAACCUUCUCGAUAUAAUUGAGAGUCGACAAAUGGAUGAUUGUCAAAUCCUUUUUAAAAUAUCCGACCUUCUUGAAGAUCAUAAAAGUGAAAAACCUGAAAGAUUUGGACCGUACAACCCUUUGGAUCCCAAAAAGGUUCCAAUCAAAAAUGCUGUCGAUGCACUUACCUCGGUUUCCUCGAUGGCUUACUCCUUUCUUGCCACUACAUUCGCCGAAGAAUUAAUGAAAGCAGCGAUUCGUGAUAUUUAUGUUUUUGACGAAGAUUCGCUUGAAGACAACGAUGAAACCCAACUCAGCGACGAGAAUGGUGUAUUCGAUUCCACACCUUCGAAUAACGAGAAAAAAGAUUCGAUAAUCAAUUUUCGUCAACUUCCUUCCAUUGAUAGUCAAAUUGUUCAGCAAAAUGCAAUGCUUCUUCUUGCAGCUCGAGUUGGUAUUGAACAAUUUGUUGAGUAUUCUCACGAAAUUGGAGUUAUGCAGUUUCGUGGUGAUAAACUAUCAAAAAUCACUCCUCUAAUGGAAGCGGCUGCAAGUUCCAGUGAAACUAUUGUUCGACGACUUCUUGAAUUGGGCGCCGAUCCGAAUGUUGCGUCGAUUCCAAACUGUAAUACGGCACUUAUUUAUGCAGCAUCAACAGAUGGAAGAGAUGUUGUACGAGAGAUUUUAAUGACGGAAGGACCCAAGAAGCCAGAUGUUUAUCUUAUCAAUAAUCAUUAUCAUGAUGCAAUGAUGGAAGUUGCACUUGUUGGUGGAACGGAUACUUUGAAAGAAUUCUUGGAAAUGGGUUAUAGGCCUCGAUUUCUUAAUCUUCGACAACAAGAACGAGAUUCGGCUCUGACUCUUUCCGCUCAAAAAGGUCACAUUAAAAUCGUCACCGCAAUUAUGGAUUACUACGAAAAGAAUCCGCCACAAACGGAAGAAGAAAAACAAGAGUUAUGCCUCGAACGUUAUUCUGCUCUGAUGGAAGCAGCAAUGGAAGGCCACAUCGAUGUGUGUAAACUUAUGCUUUCACGUGGAACUCCUGCUGAUCUAUGCACAGAAGUCACAAUUGAGCCGAGCCCUUUGAUUGUUGCAAGUGCUGGCGGAUAUCCAGAAGUUGUAGAAGUUCUCCUCGCAGCUGGUGCCAAGAUUGAAGAGCUCAGUAAUAAGAAGAAUACGCCUUUGAUGGAAGCGUGUGCUGGCGAUCAAGGUGAUCAAGCUGGUGUGGUCAAGUUAUUGUUAUCCAAGCAUGCUGAAGUUGAUGUUUCAAAUCCAGACACAGGAGAUACACCGUUAUCUUUAGCUGCAAGAAAUGGUUACAUUGCAAUUAUGAAGAUGCUCAUAGAAAAAGGAGGAGACUUAACUGCUGGAAAGACUUCACCAAUUGUUGAAGCCGCUCGAAAUGGUCAUUUAGAAUGUAUUCAAUUCAUAUUAGCCCAUUGUAAAACAAUUCCUCAAGAUCAACUCAGUAGAGCUCUCGUCUCUGCAGCUGAUUUUGGAUCUCUGUUAAUUGUGGAAGAAGUGAUUCGUGCUGGAGCCGAUUUAAACUUUGAACAAGACGAACGAACUGCGUUGAUGAAAGCGGCAAAAGGAGAUCACUUCGAAGUUGUUCAAUUAUUGCUUAGUAAAGGAGCAUCUGUAAACUUUAAAUCUUCCAAAAACGAUGCAACUGCUUUAUCAUUGGCGUGUAGCGAAGGAAAUAUGGAGAUUGCUGAGUUUUUGAUUCGAAACGGCGCAGAUCCUAUGCUCAAAAUGGACGACGGAGUUAAUUGUUUUAUGGAGGUUGCUAGACAUGGAAGUAUUGAUUUGAUGAGUCUUCUUGUUGAAUUUACUAAAGGAAAUAUGCCAAUGGACAAAGAUCCUCCAAAGCUUGGAAUAACUAGAUGCAGUAGUAAAAAUGGGAAGAAAAGAAGGAAGGGAAUGCCAUCGGGACAGGAUAUGUUGUCAAUGUUCAAUGGAAUGUAUCCAAAAAGAAAAGGAAGCAAGCAAAUGGGUCUUCAUGAAAUGCCAUUUUCAACUCAAGAAAUUGACAUGCUCACUCAUCUUCUCAAAAUGCAACAACAAAUGGUUGCUUACGAAACGCACAAAAGCACUGAAACAGAGACGGCCGAAAUCAAAAAAGUCCUUCGAGCAAUCGAAUCAGUGUAUGGAUUCACAAGUGAAGGAAAAAUCAAUUUUCCUCCUCCACCAAAUCGACAAGAUAUGGACAAGCUAUAUAACGGAGAACUCGUUCCGAAUAUAAAGUUAUGGGCUGAACUUGUAUCUCAUGGCUGGUUGGAAAUGGAAAGAAAAAUUGGAAGACCAAUUGAGCUUUCCUCGUUCCAACAAUGUAAUGAAGGCCACUCUACAAAUGCUGCAGCUGCAGUAUCAGCUGUUGCUGCAGCAGCAACUGGAAUGGACAGUCAGACGUACUUGGCAUCUGUUUUUGCGAAAAUGAAUAAUGGUGAAGAGAUGCCACGUGUUCCAGCUACAGUUGGAUCAUUGAAUGCGGCUAGUGCAGCUAUGACAGGAAUCAGCUUCCAUUCUGAUGAUGCCAUGCGAUUGUUUGGUGGAGCAUCAUUUGCAACUAAAUUGCUCUCUGACAACAAGAAACCAUGCAAUCAUCAGCAAUAUGCAUCCAUUCAUCACAUUCAAGAAGGAGCUUUUCGUGCCGCCCUUAUCAAAAUGAGCUCAAUGUUCAGAGAAAGAAAUGGCUGUGCGAUCAGCGUUCGAGAUAUGGAGUCGAAUUUUCCAAUUGAGCAUCAAGAGGAACGUUUUGGACCAUCGAAACCAAUUCCAUCUGGUCCAAAGAAGACUAGUCUGACUGCUCCAAACCCAGCUGAUACAUCGGACGUGACAACAAAACAACCUGGAGCUAUGAAGAAAGAUGGAUUGGAGGCGAAGAAGAUAUAUCCUGGAAUCAUAAAGCUUGCAGCUGAAAUGGAGAAGCUAUUUCGAGCAAAUCCGACUGAAUCAAACCGAGACUUGGCUCUUACAACGGCCUACAUUGCUAGUGCAUUGCCUGAUCAUUUUUGUUCAGAGUUACAGUUAGAAUCUGGUGAUCGAAUUCUCAAAAAACUGCUUUCGGGUUUGACGGAGAAGCAGAAAAAUACUGUUAUUUCUCGGAUGAGGAGCGUAGUCAACAAAGAAUCCGGUAGCUCUCUCCUGCGACGUUCCGUUGAUAAUUUGACCGACAAAAGAAUCAAGGAAGACUAUUUAAAGCUCUUCCGAGAUUCGACAGACUGCGCGUUCUAUGACAAGUGCGUGCAGGAAAAGAAUCAUCUGUUAAAAGCUAUCGAGAUACAGAAGAAAGGAAAAACAUCAUCAGGGACACUGAUCUCUACUAGCUCAAAAUCUCUGAUGGCAAAGUCAGUCCAAUCGCAACAGCAACAAGGACAGCUCAGACGGACACAUUCGGAAGGUGAUGGAGCUGAACGCGCAAAAUCCCGGUCAAAUGCAAUCGACAAGGCUACGGAAACAACGUUGGAAACUCCGUUGACUAUAGCAUGUGCCAAUGGUCACAAAGAUAUCGUCGAAUUAUUGCUAAAAGAAGGAGCCAAUAUCGAGCAUCGCGAUAAAAAAGGAUUUUCUCCGCUCAUAAUUGCUGCUACUGCCGGUCAUUCUUCGGUAGUUGAAGUUUUGCUUAAAAAUCAUGCUGCCAUUGAAGCACAAUCGGACAGAACAAAGGACACAGCUCUUUCAUUAGCAUGUUCUGGAGGUCGCAAGGAUGUUGUGGAACUAUUGCUUGCACAUGGCGCCAACAAAGAGCAUCGAAAUGUCAGUGACUAUACUCCAUUAUCGCUAGCUUCAUCCGGAGGAUAUAUUGAAAUAGUCAACAUGCUUUUGACUGCCGGAUCCGAGAUCAAUUCGAGAACGGGAAGCAAAUUGGGCAUCUCGCCCCUGAUGCUGGCCUCAAUGAAUGGACAUAGAGAAGCGACGCGGGUUCUACUUGAGAAAGGAAGUGAUAUCAAUGCUCAAAUCGAGACAAAUAGAAACACUGCGCUGACACUCGCCAGUUUCCAAGGUCGUACGGAAGUUGUGAAACUUCUUUUGGCAUACAACGCGAAUGUCGAGCAUCGUGCAAAAACUGGUCUCACACCAUUAAUGGAGUGCGCGAGCGGUGGUUACGUGGAUGUCGGAAAUCUGUUGAUUGCAGCUGGCGCUGAUACAAACGCGUCUCCUGUUCAACAAACCAAAGACACUGCAUUAACUAUAUCAGCAGAGAAAGGACAUGAGAAAUUUGUGCGAAUGUUGCUCAAUGGGGAUGCUGCUGUUGACGUUCGAAACAAGAAGGGAUGCACAGCUCUCUGGCUCGCAUGCAACGGAGGCUAUCUUUCGACUGCACAAGCAUUAUUAGAAAAAGGAGCUGAUCCCGAUAUGUUCGACAAUCGAAAAAUAUCGCCAAUGAUGGCCGCGUUUCGGAAGGGACAUGUGGAAAUUGUAAAGUAUAUGGUAAACUCGGCCAAGCAGUUUCCAAAUGAACAAGAUCUGAUUCGUGCUCAACAAACAGCUGAAACAGAUGAUAUCAAAAAGAAGUGUGGAGAAUGUAUUGAUAUUAUUCGAUCAGCCAAAAAAGCACAAGCUGAAUCGGCAGAGUUGGCUGCGCAAAAAUUAUUGGAACUCAUUGAUGAGGAAAAAGUUCAAAAGGAGGUGAAAAAGCAAAAACAGAAGGAUAAGAAGAUCAAGAAGAAGGAGGAGAAAAAGAUCAAGAAACAAGAAGCGGAGCCGGAACCUGAACCUGAACCUGAACCGGAACCAGUUCCUGAGCCUGAGCCUGUUGUAAUUUCUGAACCUGUUCCGGAACCAGUACCUAUUGUCGUUGAAGAACCCCCAAAAGAACCACCAAAGCCAAGAAGAAAUCGAAGAAAGACAAAUCCGGAUGGCGUACCGAAAGGACCAAAAGUUGUUGUUGAACCAAAGGCAUCAAUUGCUGAAGAACCGUCUGAAAUGCCAUAUGAACCUAUCGUCGUCACAAUCCCUCCCCCAGCUAAGAUUCAUGCUCCAAUGGUUUCUCCAGGAUCGUAUUCUGAAUCAGAAGAGUGGUGUAAAGCUGGAAAAGAGGGCAAAAAAGUGAAGUCUUCUAAGAAAUCUGGUUAUGGAGCUCCUUCGAGUGCUGGAUCGAGUCAGGCUAAAGAAUCAUCGACAACUUCAAGCGUUAUAUCUGAUCAAACGCCACCAUAUGAAAUUGACACGAGAAAUGAGAGCAGUUGGAAGCUUACGAUUCCCGCUUAUGCUGCAUCACGAGUGAUUGGAAAAGGCGGAUCGAAUGUUAAUGCUGUUCGCGAAGCAACUGGAGCCAUCAUCGAAAUCAAUAAAAUACAGGAAUCCAACAAACAAGCUGAAAGAACAGUUCUAGCAAAAGGAACACCAGAAAUGGUGAGAUACGCGAUGAACAUAAUCAAUUAUAUGAUAUAUGAUGCCGAUGUCUUGGUCACCGAUGCAAUUCGGACAGUUCUUCGCGGCAAUUUGUCAGUUGCUUCGUCAUUUUCAUCUGAAGGUACAUCGAAGAGUGCAGUUGAUUCGACUUAUGCUCCAUCAUCCAUUCCAAAAUCUUUAUCUUCAGCAAGCAUUGCUCGUCAAUCUGCCUCACCUAUUCCACAACAAUCGUCUCAGAGAUCCGCUAAAUCACACCAUCAUCAGAAGGACUCGGGUGGCGGUAAUGUGUGGCAUCAAAGAAUGGCAGCACGAGAAGAGAAAGUUGAGCCCUUAAUGGAAACGAAACGAAUUUCACAGUCACCGAAGCAAGCUCCACAAAUUCCAUCUACGCAGCAGCAAUCAAAGUUACAAUCCCGGCAGGAUCAAGCGUCUGAGACUCUUGUUCGAGUUGCUCCUGCAGAGAACUUUGUUGCUCCAGUGCCCGCUUCUUCAAUUGCAGCUCCAUCGAGACCCAAUCAAAAUGUUCUUGAUCGUGUUAUUGCUCCAUCACUCCGGAGAGAGCCAACCACAACUCCUCUGAUUCAACCAGUUCAUCCAGUUCAAUCUGUUCAAUCUGUUCAACAUAUGCAACAGCAACAGCUAGCGCGACCAGAACAAAAGCUUGCUCAGCCAUGUCUUCCAGACCCAAUUGGUCAGCGAUACUCGCAACCAAUUUCACGACCACAAUCAUCGGUUCAAGUUUCGCAGUCUUCUUUCUCCAAAGCACCCGGAACUCGCCCUUCAACUGAUUUCUCUCGUGCUCCUGGUCCACCACAGCAACAACAGACUCAAAACAAUAUGACUACAGCUCGAAACGAAUUGUUUGAUGAACAACUUGCUUUUGGUCAAUUCAAACCGACUGGAAUGAAUUCUGUUGCUACCGUAAUCCCUGCCAAACCUUCAGUAAAUAAUCAAAACGACGACAAAAAUGGAAACAGUGAUGACUUCGAUUUUUCCAAAAUGAGAAUGUUUGAUGAAGGCAAAGUCGGGAACAUAUGGGGAAAAUCAGAUGAAGAUUCAGCUUGGGGAGGAUUGUUUUCUCAAUUCCUUCCACAAUUGGGUGCCAAUUCGAGUUUGAACAAUUCCAACUCAAAAAAUGAUUCAUCGAAUGAAUGGGGACAAAACGAGUUCAUAUCGCAGCUUCUUAUUAACUCAUCACUUCCUAAUGCUACUUCGAGUCCACAAGGUGCUUCAACCAUAUCAUCAGCACCAGUGCAGCAGCCAUCUACGUCUUCUGUUACUACUGGAUUAUCUUCUUUGGAACUGAAAGGUUGGAUGCCAGCCUCAUUUGCACCGUCUGCUCGUGAUCCGAAUAGAUCUCAACCACCCCUGUUUGCAAGAUCUCAAUCGAAUUCUGUUGCUAAUAGCACUUCCACGAAUAUUCAACAGCAACAACAACAGCAAAUUCAACACCUUCAACAGCAGCAAGCACUACAACAACAACAGCAAAGGAUUCAGCAAUUCCAGCAACAAUACCAACAGCAUCAGUCUCAAAGUUCUCAGCAACCAAGUGACUUGAUGUCUUCAAAGUUUUCAAUGCUACAAUCACAACAACAGCAGCAGCAACUUUACAAUCAGAUGCAGUCGCUAGGUCAAGAUGGACAGGGAUCCAAUCUGUAUAACCAUCUUGCCGCCCAAUUAUUGACUCAUCAAGAGAGUUCUACAGGAGCACCUGGUCCAACAAGUAGUCAACUUGCAAAUAGCUACUAUCCAUCACCUUCGUAUACGGAUGCCAGUGUUUUAGGGCAAAUUAGCAUGCCGUCAUUGUCACAGAGAGGAAUAAAGCAAUUUGAUGGAUUUAAUAAUGACUCUGAUGGCGUUAUUGCUGCUAUUCUCGAGCAACAACAACAACAGAAGAAACAAGGACUCGCACAACAAUCGUUCAUGCAUAACUCUCAACAGCCACAGCCGUUCGGAGCUCCCAGCAACGCUUCUGCAAAUCAAUCGCGACUCGGAAUGAUCCAACCUCGGCCCCAACCGCCACCAUUUGUUGCUCCACAAGCUCCACCUGGAUUCUCUUCUCUUGGAAAUGCAUCUUCCACGACGAACCCAUCUCGAACUUCUAUGCAGCAAAUGUAUCAGCAAUACGGACAGAGUUCACAGCAACAGCCUUACGGUCAGAUGCCUCAAGCAAUGGAUUGGAACCGACUUGGACAGCAACAGCAGUCUGCAUCUGGCCAACAAAAUCAUCAGUCAUCCUCGUCAAAUAAAUGGUCUUCCAACUGGUAGAUAUCGCUCACAAAAUCGUCUUCUUGUCAAUUAGUCCCCCCUCCCCUCAUAAUAAUUCGGUGUUUACUUGUUUUUUAUUCAACCGUGAAACAAUAUGUCUUCCCGGUUGAAUUGCAUCCAUUUUUCUUUAUUUCGUCUCCUCGUUCCGGGUUUUGUAACACUUUUUCUUCAUUUUAAAUCUAGCCUUUUUUGGUCCAUUUUUUCUUUCAACUCUCAAAUGUUCGAUCUUUCCCAUCCCUAGCAAGUGUUUUCUUGCGAGCUCAGCCUUGUGGAAAUUGUACUCUUCUGUCCAAAUUAUUCCCGUUUACCCAUUUUUUGUUCUUUUUAUAUCUCCCCCGACAUACUACUUCUUUUUUUUCGGUUAUUUUUCAAGUCUUCCAACACAACACAUAUGUAUUUGAGACGGAUGUCAAAUGGUCCCAACUUUUUCUUCCCUUUAUUGAAAAGUGUGUCUUAUUUUUCACUUUUGAUGUUUUACUCGUUGUUUCAUAUGAAACCUGGGCAUUUAUUUCAUUGCUAAUUAAUUAUGACUUUCUUCGCUUUAUGUUGAUCCAUGAAUCGUGAUUCUUGAAAGUA
Caenorhabditis elegans is the source of this 8484-nucleotide messenger RNA. RefSeq names its product Ankyrin repeat and KH domain-containing protein mask-1 (gene mask-1). Gene Ontology annotation, molecular function: RNA binding; nucleic acid binding. The record is from RefSeq and is marked reviewed. Gene Ontology annotation, cellular component: cytoplasm. The transcript is spliced from 23 exons. The coding region runs from base 46 to 7908 and encodes 2620 amino acids. Lineage: Eukaryota; Metazoa; Nematoda; Chromadorea; Rhabditida; Rhabditidae.